AGAAGAGGCGUUCUCUAACAGAAAGAGGUAGAGGAGAGGAGAGCAAAAUAGUUGUUUUCUAUCUCCGUGGAUCUCACACUGAGAGUUGUCUCACCAAAAGAGAGGGAAUAUUUUAUUUAUUUUUCUUCUAUUCAUGUUAUCACCACUGAUCAUACAGAAUAAAAAUAUUUUUAAACUGGUUUUCUUCAAUCUGAACUCAACAGUAAAACAGAUUUAACCUCAGACUCUUCUCGUGGGACUAGUUUUAUUAGGAUCCUACUAGUUGUCUGGUGUGGAUAUAAUACCAGUCUGUCUCUGAGAUGGAGUCCAGAACUCUUCUACUUGUUCUGGGUCUUCAUUUCACUCUACCUGGGAACCUAGAGGCCAGAGUUUGCGGCCUGGGCUUCAUUGCCAAUGGGAGUCAACAAUGUGAUGAUAUAGAUGAGUGUAAAGAGUGGGACAGUAACCCACCCUGUGGAAGUAAAGCCACGUGUUACAACACAUAUGGAAGCUUCUACUGUCACUGUCUACCUGGGUUCAGAUCCACAACAACUUUCAAGUUUACUCCUUUCACUGGGGAGUGUAACGACAUCGAUGAGUGCAAGGGGAGACUACGGGUUUGUCCCAGCAACGCCAUUUGCCUCAACACCAUUGGGAGCUACCACUGCCUGUGCCAACCUGGGUUCAGAUUCUCUAAUCACACUGUGAAGACUAUUGAGCCUAUCGAUACUGAGGACUAA
This is a messenger RNA of Oncorhynchus keta (chum salmon), 719 nucleotides long. Its product is annotated as adhesion G protein-coupled receptor E2-like. Bases 300 to 719 code for a protein of 139 amino acids. The record is from RefSeq and is a predicted model, not a curated record. Gene Ontology annotation, molecular function: calcium ion binding. NCBI's taxonomy places the organism in Eukaryota, Metazoa, Chordata, Actinopteri, Salmoniformes, Salmonidae. The transcript is spliced from 4 exons.